UACACAAUUUUGCAAAAUCAAUACAAUAUUGUGUCUAAUAUAUACCAGAUUAACUUCUUAUUAUUGAGUUGUUGUUGUAAAUAAAUAUCACAUUUGCAACUGGUGAGUCACUUCAGGUAACCCUAGAAGAGUGAUUAAAAGCUGCCAAAACUGAAGAAAAAAAAAAAAAAAACUUACUUUCAAAGCUGCUACAUAUUAAUGACUUUCUACUUCGAGGACCUUAAAUGUAGUGGAGUAAAAAGUAUGAUAUUUGUCUUUCAAAUGUAGUGCAGUUAAAGUCAUGAGUUUCCAGAAAAAGCGUCUGCUAAAUGACUAAAUGUUAAUGUAAGUAAAGUACAGAUACUCCAAAAGUGUGAUUAAGUACAAUACCCAAGUAAAUGUACUUCAUUGUUGUGCACCUCUGAUUAUUAUUAUAGAUCGUCUGCUGACCAGACAUGAGUCACAGACUCGAAGCUUCCGGAUGUUUGUGCUUCAAGCUGCCCAAAACAACAGCUGUAUGAAACACUGCACACGCCCUUCACUGAUGUUCAUUACAUUAUAUUGACUUUCAAACUGUUUCUGAAACACACAGAUUACGAUUUUAAUCUUUUAUCAACAUUUCAACUUAAACAAGGCAUUAGAUUUACACGCGGCUUUGUUCCGUAGCUGAUGCUCGCCUUGAGUUUGAUCUGACCGGGGCAAAACAAACAUUUCCUCGCCGCGUAUUUUAGUCUCCAAAGAAAGUCAAGAGCCUCUGCUUGGUGUUCGCUUGUUUUUAACUGCGUCAAACUGUUUUACUACUCGAGUUUUGCCCUUCAAUGUAGGAGAAGAAAGCACAAACGCGAGGAUCUCGCAGAGGCGCGCAGACACAGAGCGGCGGGUUGAGUCUAUAAGGUUCUCAUGUGUUGUUUAAGAGCGCAGCGCUGCUCGAGCGACACUCAUCUUUGAACUCAGUGUCUGAUAGACUGUCUGUAAAUCCGCUCGUAUCAAUGGCAGAAACCGCUCCAGCCCCGGCUCCUGCCGCUCCGCCGGCCAAAGCGCCCAAGAAGAAGUCCGCUGCUAAAGCCAAGAAAGCAGGUCCAGGCGUCGGUGAGCUGAUCGUCAAAGCCGUGUCCGCGUCCAAGGAGAGGAGCGGCGUGUCCCUCGCCGCGCUGAAGAAAGCUCUCGCCGCCGGCGGCUACGACGUGGAGAAGAAGAACUCCCGCGUCAAGCUCGCCAUCAAGAGCCUGGUGACUAAAGGCACCCUGGUGCAGGUCAAAGGGACCGGCGCCUCCGGCUCCUUCAAGCUCAGCAAGACCGAGACCAAGAAGAAACCGGCCAAGAAAGCGGCUCCUAAAGCCAAGAAGCCCGCGGCCAAGAAACCCGCUGCUGCCAAGAAGCCAAAGAGCGCAGCGGCAAAGAAGCCCGCCGCUAAGAAAUCACCCAAGAAGGCCAAGAAACCCGCCGCUGCAGCCACUAAGAAGGCGACGAAGAGCCCCAAGAAGGCAAAGAAGCCGGCAGCGCCCAAGAAAGCAGCCAAGAGCCCCAAAAAAGCCAAGACUGCCAAACCCAAGGUGGCCCAGCCUAAAGCUGCAAAGCCUAAAGCAGCAAAGCCUAAAAAGGCAGCUCCCAAGAAGUAAACAUUUACUGUUUUAUUCCCCAACGGCUCUUUUCAGAGCCACCCACAAACUCUACAGAAAGAGCAAACGUGCAGUUCAGUUCUUAACUUAAAUUAUUGUAAUAUGUGUUUACCUCCACUGUGUUUUACAUGUUUACUGAAUUUAGAAA
This is a messenger RNA of Onychostoma macrolepis, 1746 nucleotides long. RefSeq names its product histone H1-like. Bases 969 to 1598 code for a protein of 209 amino acids. Gene Ontology annotation, biological process: nucleosome assembly. The transcript has a single exon. NCBI's taxonomy places the organism in Eukaryota, Metazoa, Chordata, Actinopteri, Cypriniformes, Cyprinidae. The record is from RefSeq and is a predicted model, not a curated record. Gene Ontology annotation, molecular function: structural constituent of chromatin; DNA binding. Gene Ontology annotation, cellular component: nucleosome.